UGAAACGAAUUGGGCAGAUCCUGCAGAGCUAAAGGCAAAGCCGCGCGCCGUGCUUGCAGCCUCCCUCCACCUCCGGAAACUCGUGCCGCACCCGAGGGAUCCAUCAAUGGGCAAACUUUCUUGUCAGAGCUCCUGGAAAGGACAGAGGCAGUGAAAAUCUAAUCAAGAGUGAUCUUAGGCCAGCUCUAUGGCCUAAGGAGAAGAUGGCAAGUACAGGUACCCCCGUCAGCUGCAGAAUGAUCACAGGGGACCAGAACCCAGAGGAGCAGAACCCAGAGGAGCAGUUUUUCUAUGAGUUCAUAUUCAGGCUCUUCAAAGAAAAUAAGGUGGAGAUUGCAAGUGCAAUAACAAAGCCGUUUCCUUUCCUCAUGGGCCUCCGAGAUCGGGGCUUCAUCCCUGAGCGGAUGUAUGAGCAUUUUCAAGAAGCUUGUGGAAAUCUGGUCCCAGUGGAAAGAGUGGUGUAUGAUGUUCUUAAUGAACUGGAGAAGAAAUUUGACAAGACAAUUCUGGAUGCCGUGUUCAGCAGAGUUAACCUGAAGGCCUAUCCUGAUUUACUCCAGAUUUGCAGAAACUUCCAAAAUGUGAUUCAUGAAAACUUCUAUUACCAAACCAUUGGUGAAGGAGAGACAAAGGAGACACUCAACUUACAAUUAAACCAUGAACAAGUGUCCUUGGAACAGUCACCUGUCCAAAUGAACAAUGUAAUAAGGUUAGAAGAUGUACCCAGCUUACUGCCAUAUGACAGACAAGGGAACAACCAUGCCUGUUGGGAGACCUGUGUUGGAGAAGAGCCCCAGAGAGCUCUGAACUUCCCAUCAAGAUGUGAGUUGGUGACCUGUUAUCCCAAAGCUCCCCAACUGACGCACGAAGGAGAACCCAAGGAGGUGCUCAGCCUACUACCAGGAGAGGGAGAAGUGUCCUGUGAUCCUGAAGCUUCCCAAAUGACCAACGAAGAAGAACCAGAGGAGCUGCCUAGUCAACCCCUAUGUGAUGGAGGAGGAAGCAGUACCUGUUCAGAAAUGUGUGAUGAAGAAGAACCCCAGGAAUCCUUGAGCUCACUACCAAAAGGUGGAACAGUAUCUGGCAAACUAGAAGCUCUCCAAAUGAAUACAGAAGGAGAUUCUGAAGAGCUAACUUCUAGCCCACUAUCUUAUGAUGGACACAGAGCAGAGCUACCAACAUCUGGAAAUGAGAAGUGUUCCUGUGUUAUGUGUUUCUCAAAAGAUGUGCCAGGAGGACCAGAAGGAAGUACUGAAAGUAAAGAAGCUAGUGACAAGAUGGAUACUGUGGAUCUUGGAAACAACUCUACUUUGGGAAAACUCAAGAGGAAAAGAAAAAAAAGGAAAGGGCAUUCCUGGACAAGAGUAAAAAUGAAACUUCAGAGAAACAUACAUCAAAAAGACAACAGCAAUGCUGAUGGCCAAGUGUCCUCGAGUGGAAAGAAGGUGAAAAUGAAUCUGCAGGACCCUGCCAAAAUCAGGAGGAGAAAGAGAGGCAGACAGAGACUCCACUUAACUCAUAGUGACAGAGCCCCACAGAAAAAAGUUAAGUCAAGAGGGCAAAGAAAGCACAGAUGUGAAAAAGUGAAUUUUCACUCUCAGAUACUUCCUGUGACCUGUGGUAAGGUGAAGGGGAUGUUACAUAAGAAGAAAUUGAAAGAAGGAGUUUGGGUGAAGUGUAUACAGAGUGAGAGUGGAGGCUGGUUCACCCCCAGGGAAUUUGAAAUCAGAGGAGGCCAUGAAAGAUCCAAGAACUGGAAGAUAAGUGUUCGCUGUGCUGGGAUGCCCCUACGUUGGCUGAUCGAGAAAAGAUUUCUCCAUAACCCUCCAAGGAAAUAUGGCAGGAUAAGAAAGAAAAGAGUACCGAAGUCUCACGACAAUACUUUAGAUAACCUUUGUCUGGGAAACUCAGAUGUGUGUGAGACGUGCCGGGAUGGAGGAAAGCUGUUUUGCUGUGAUACUUGUUCGAGAUCUUUUCAUGAGGACUGUCACAUCCCACCUGUGGAAACUGAGAGGAGCCUGUGGAGUUGCACCUUCUGCAGGAUAAAGGAGUCUUCAGGAAGCCAGCGAUGUCUCGGGGAAUCUGGGGUCCUGGCAAGGCAGAUGCAGCCCGAGGAGCAGUUGAAAUGUGAGUUCCUCCUCUUGAAGGUCUAUUGUCAUUCAGAGAGCACCUUUUUUGCGAAGAUUCCAUACUACUAUUACAUUAAAGAGGCUUCUAAAAACCUGAAGGAACCCAUGUGGUUGGACAAGAUCAAGAGGAGGCUGAAUGAGCAGGGUUACUCCCACGUGGAGGGGUUCGUGCAGGACAUGCGCCUCAUCUUUCAGAACCACAGGGCAUCUUACAAGUUCAACGACUUCGGCCUAAUGGGACUUAGACUGGAGGCAGAAUUUGAGAAGAAUUUCAAGGAAGUGUUCACUAUUCAGGAAACGAAUGAGGACAGUUCCCUGGAAUAGCGGAUGUUGUUAGUGUCCUGGAAAACCCCUUUUGGAGUAGGCUUCCCAUCCCCCGACCGCAUGGAAGCCUGGCUGCUUAUGCUGCUCCUUCCCAGAGCACAUUGCCUUCCGCCAGAUGGAGCCAGCUUCACCUGGAGGGUCACACUUCCUUGGCCUGGGGGCCAGCCUCCAGUGCCAGGGUGGACUCAACCUUGUGUUACGAUUCAUGCUCCUGUGUUCCUCAUGAGAUCAGGCUAGAGCUAGUCUGUGGCUGUGAUCACAUCCUUGCUUAGCUUUUCCUACAAUCCUGCUUCCCUCCCGCCUUCCUCCCAAAGAAACUCACAAUAAAUCCCUUACUUAAGAGACUUUAUCUCAGGCUCUGCUUCUAGGGAACCCAACUUAAAGUAAUGAUCCUAGCAAGCAGGCUGCAAGGGUACGUUCUGGAUUUGAAUCACGGUCUGGCCAGCUGGUGAUGGGUGGUAUAUUGCUGGUCCCUGGUGUGCUCUAAUGGUGCCUUUGCCAAACUUUCACCUUUGGGAAACUCGAAGAGAUAAAGAGGAUUUCACUAGCUUUUGAAAUUGGCAUUCACAAAGGGAGAAAUGGUAAAUGGAAUUGUAGAUUUUGGUGGCUAUUGCUAAGUGCCCCUAAUAUAUUGAAAAGAAUAAAUGACAGCCUUAAAUCUGUUAGUCAAAGCAAAGACACCCUUACAACUGCAGCUGGAAGGCAGACAAAAGGAAGGCCUGACACAGGUCCCAGUUUUAAGAAUGGCAGAGCAUAGGAGACGACUGAAGUGUGAACUGGGAUGGCCUCCUGUGCCAAAGGCAGAGCCCUGGUAAAGGAGGAGUGCAGUCCUGAAUCAGAAUCAGCCUUUCCAGGUAGAUGCAAGUGAGAAUCUGGAGCUCCAGGUCUCCCUCAACACACAGGGCCUGCACAAGAAUUCCCUACCCUUUGCUGGAAGACCAGACCCCCUACCCUAGCCCAUCCUAAUCUAGCUCGAAGGAAGACUGCAGAGUCCUCCCAGCAUAUGGCCCCACUGAGAAAGUCCCGGGCUGUCCUGCCAGCUGAAGAGAGCAUUUACCCCAGUGGAGCUGCAGGACUGGCCAACAUGUGCCAGCAGGUACCAGGAGAUUGUGUCUGGGGGGGGGGUCCUGGACAAAGAAGGGGAAUAUGAGACUGGAAAAGGGAAAAUUGUCAACACAGAAGCACUGUCCUGUGUCAAGAAGUUUAAUUAGCCUGGCAAGGGCCAAAGGGGAUGAAUCAAGUAUGCUCCUGGGUGGCUC
Molecule: messenger RNA, 3712 nt
Organism: Kogia breviceps (pygmy sperm whale)
Lineage: Eukaryota; Metazoa; Chordata; Mammalia; Artiodactyla; Physeteridae
Source: RefSeq, a predicted model, not a curated record